Camelina sativa (false flax) is the source of this 1305-nucleotide messenger RNA. NCBI's taxonomy places the organism in Eukaryota, Viridiplantae, Streptophyta, Magnoliopsida, Brassicales, Brassicaceae. The record is from RefSeq and is a predicted model, not a curated record.
AUGUCAUCGACACCAAAUGGAUUUUCCGGACCAAGUUCCUUCCCGAUGGUAGUGUCCACCAUUCGUGCGGUUCUUGAUGUUGCGGUCUCACUCUCCUGGCCAAUACGACAAAUCGAUGUCAAUAAUGCGUUUUUGCAAGGUACACUUACGGAGGAUGUCUAUGUCACUCAACCACAAGUAUUUGUUGAUCCUGAUCGACCAACACAUGUAUGUCACUUGAAGAAAGCUCUUUACGGUCUCAAACAGGCACCAAUAGCCUGGUAUUUGGAACUAAAGAACUAUCUCGUAAGUGUUGGUUUUUCCAAUUCUUUAUCUGAUACAUUGCUGUUUGUCCUUAAACGUCCCAAUCUGUUGGUCUAUGCGCUCAUCUACGUUGACAACAUCCUUAUCACUGGGAAUAAUGUUGUGGUUGUUGAGGCUAUUCUUAAGAAUCUGGGCACUCGGUUCUCAGUAAAAGAUAUGGGUGAACUCUCAUAUUUUUUAGGCAUUGAAGCCAUCAGAACAAAGGCUGGUCUUCACUUGAACCAGCGUAAGUAUGUCUUGGAUCUUCUCACCAAAAUGAAUAUGCAGGAUGCCAAGCUAGUCCCUACGCCCAUGGUCACAACUCCGAAGCUCACAUUGGUUGGUGACUUGUAUUCUGAUCCUAAGAAGUACAGAACAUUGAUCGGGAGUCUUCAGUACUUAGCUUUCACACGUCCGUAUAUUGCCUAUGUUGUUAAUCGUUUAUCACAGUUUAUGCACUCUCCCACUAAUGAUCAUUGGCAGGCCGCUAAACGAGUGUUGCGGUAUCUUGCUGGAACAAGUUCAUACGGCUUAUACUUUCGCAAAGGGAACCCUCUUACUCUCCAUGGCUUCUCUAAUGCUGAUUGGGCAGGGUAUGUCACUACUUGUGUCUCUACAAAUGGUUAUAUCAUCUACCUUGGUGGCCAGCCAAUCUCGUGGACAUCCAAGAAACAGAAGGGAGUCGCCAGAUCUUCCACCGAAGCGGAAUAUCGUGCAGUAGCAAAUACAUCGUCUGAACUUCUUUGGGUAAACUCACUCUUAUCUGAACUUGGUCUCAAGCAAACCUCUGCUCCAACAAUCUAUUACGACAAUGUAGGAGCAACAUAUCUUUGUGCUAACCCAGUUUUUCACUCAAGAAUGAAGCAUAUAGCCAUUGACUAUCAUUUUAUACGUGAAAAGUUCAAACAGGCAAGCUUCGGGUGUCACAUGUUUCAACAAAAGAUCAACUUGCUGACGCUCUUACAAAGCCCUUAUCCCGAGUACCGUUUCAACACCUGCGUAGUAAGAUUGGAGUCACCUUAG